AUGAACGAUUUUAAUGUUGAGGAAGUUUUGGAGAAGUUAACCAUCUUCGAAAAGAUUGGUUUACUUGCCGGAAUUGACUUCUGGCAUACUUUUCCAGUUGAAAGAUUAGAUAUCCCAUCUUUAAGAAUGAGUGACGGACCCAAUGGUACUAGAGGUACCAAGUUUUUUGAUGGUGUUCCUGCUGCUUGUUUCCCAUGUGGAACUGGUUUAGCUGCUACUUUCAAUAAAGAUUUAUUAGUCAAAGCCGGUAAAUUAAUGGGUGUUGAAGCUAAACAUAAAGGUUCUCAUAUUAUCUUGGGUCCUACCACUAACAUGCAAAGAGGUCCUUUAGGUGGAAGAGGUUUCGAAAGUUUUUCUGAAGAUCCUUAUUUAGCUGGUCAAGCUUCAGUUAGUAUUAUUAAAGGUAUUCAAGACGAAGAUAUCGCUGCUACUAUCAAACAUUUCGUUUGUAAUGAUUUGGAAGAUCAAAGAAACUCCAGUGACUCAAUUCUUAGUGAAAGAGCUUUAAGAGAAAUUUACUUGGAACCUUUCAGAUUAGCUGUCAAAUAUUCUGAUCCAAAAUGUUUCAUGACUGCUUAUAACAAAGUUAAUGGAACCCAUGUUUCAAACAACAAGAAAAUCUUAGAUGACAUCUUAAGAAAAGAAUGGGGUUGGGAUGGUUUGAUCAUGUCCGAUUGGUUUGGUACUUAUACUACCAAAGCUGGAAUUGAAGCUGGUUUAGAUAUUGAAAUGCCUGGUCCAACCAUUCAUAGAGGUACUAACGCUGUUAAACACAUGAUUGAUUCAAAAGAAUUACACAUCUCAGAUCUUGAUGCUAGAGUCAAAAAUGUCUUGAAUUUAAUCAAAUUUUGUAAAACCUCAGGUGUGCCAGGAGGAGCUCCUGAAGAUACUGAAAACAACACUCCUGAAACUUCAAAAACUUUAUUAGAUGUUGCUAAAGAAUCAAUUGUCUUAUUGAAAAAUGAAGACAAUAUCUUACCAUUGAAGAAAGAUGAAAAAAUCGCAGUUAUCGGUCCUAAUGCCAAAUAUGCUGCUUAUUGUGGUGGUGGAUCUGCUGCUUUAAGACCUUAUUAUACUACUUCACCUUAUCAAGGUAUUGUUAAGAAAGCUGGUUCCGAUGUUGCUUACACUGUUGGUGCUUACGCUCAUAAAUCAUUACCAUCUUUAUCUAAUCAAUUAAUUAACCCAGAUACUAAAGAAACUGGUUACAAAAUGAAAUUCUUCAAGAAGCCUGCUGAACAUAAAGGUGAUAGAGAACAAUUUGAUGAAUAUGAUUAUGAUUUCUCAUUUGUUUUCUUAGCCGAUUACAAGAGUGAUAAAAUCGAUACCAGUUUAUACUAUGUUGAUAUCGAAGGUGAUUUCACUGCUGAAGAAGAUGGAGAUUAUGAAUUUGGUUUAACCGUUCAAGGUACUGCUUUGUUAUAUGUUGAUGGUAAAUUAAUUGUUGACAAUAAGACCAAACAAGAAAAAGGUGAAGCAUUCUUCAAUGCUGGAUCCACUGAAAAGACCAAUACUACUCCUUUGAAAAAAGGUCAAACUUAUAGAGUUAGAGUUGAGUUUGGAUCUGCCCCUACUUUUACAGCUAAAACUGAUGAUCAAGUUGAUUUCGGUGGUGGUGGUGGUUUAUUCUUCGGAUGUGCCAAAGUCAUUGAUGCCGAUGAAGAAAUUAAAAAAGCUGCUGAAUUGGCCAAAUCUGUUGAUAAAGUUGUUUUAUCCAUUGGUUUGAAUCAAGAAUGGGAAAGUGAAGGUUAUGACAGAGAAAAUAUGGAAUUACCUUUAAGAACCAAUGAUUUAGUUGCUGCUGUUUUAAAAGCUAAUCCAAACACUGUUAUUGUUAAUCAAUCAGGUACUCCAGUUGAGAUGCCAUGGAUCAAAGAUGCUAAGGCUUUAGUUCAAGCUUGGUAUGGUGGUAAUGAAGGUGGUAAUGCUAUUGCCGAAAUCUUAUUCGGUGAUUAUAACCCAAGUGGUAAAUUAUCAUUGAGUUUCCCAUUCAAAAACAUCGAUAAUCCAGCCUACCUUAACUUCAAAACUGAAGCUGGUAGAGUCUUAUAUGGUGAAGAUAUCUUCAUUGGUUAUAGAUACUAUGAGAAAUUACAAAAAUCAGUUGCUUUCCCAUUCGGUUUUGGUUUAUCAUUCACUGAUUACGAAUAUUCAAACUUGAAAGUUUCAGUUGAUGAAGCUAGUGAUAAAUUAGAAGCUUCAGUUGAUGUUAAGAAUGUUGGUAAAAUUGAUGGUGAUGAAGUUGUUCAAUUAUAUGUUAGACAUAAUGAACCAACAAUCAUCAAACCAGUUAAAGAAUUGAAAGGAUUUGAAAAAGUUUCCAUCAAAGCCGGUUCUUCUGUUACUGUUAAAUUUUCAUUAUCAUUAAAAGAUUCAGUUUCUUAUUUCAAUGAAUACCAUAAUAAAUGGCAUGUUGAAAAAGGUGAUUAUGAAGUUCAAGUUGGUAAAUCAAGUGAUGAUAUUGAAUUAAUUGAGAAAUUCGAAGUCACCAAAGAAAAAUUCUGGUUAGGUUUAUAA
Yamadazyma jaroonii is the source of this 2517-nucleotide messenger RNA. The record is from the annotation of a GenBank genome assembly. Lineage: Eukaryota; Fungi; Ascomycota; Pichiomycetes; Serinales; Debaryomycetaceae.